AUGCACUACUACGACGCUACCAUGCCCGUGUUCGCGGACGAACCACCACCACACCGCCGCAGCCUGAGUGAUUCGGCGGCCAUGCCGCUGGCCAGCUCGAUGGACUCUACGUGCUCGCUGGCCUCUUCUUCUUCCUCAUCCUCCACUGCAAGCUCUCCCUCUUCAUCCCCGACAACGCGGCCGCGCCGCAGCAGUCAGCUUCGUCGCUGCGAGUCGGUUCGCCACUCGCGCACGACCCUGACUCCCUUGGAACCUCACUCGCGUCAGCUGAGCCGCAGCCUCACGCAGCUGGAUGCCAUCCGCUCCGCGCUGGGCUGGGACGCCGCCAAGGCAGACAGCAACAAGUCGCUGCCCAUCCGCCUGCCCGUGCCCCUCCUCAUCCACUACGACAUGGAGUUUAUCCUCAACAACACGGAUGAGUGGCCCGAAAAACUCCGCGCCACGCUUCGCGCCGGCCUCGAGGACAUUGCUCGUGCUCGCGAGGAAGGCGACCUGCGCCUGCGCCAGAAGCACGCUGCCUUUCUGCAGAGCCAGAUGAACCCCCGCUCGCGCCUUAACCGCGACCAGCAACACAGCAACCUGGUCGACCUCGCCUACCGUCUUCUCAGCCGCCUCCAGCUCCAGCAAAUUGCCCUCCUCACAUCUUACGGCCAGCUCGCUCAGGCCAACUGUGCGGGCGAGCUCGCUGCCGACUUUACGACGGAGCUGCAGUUCCGCCUGAGCAGCCUCAAGCAACACUUUCAAAAUCAACGCAAGAGCUGGAACCACUUCCCCACUGAUGCCACGCUCAGGAUGCUAAGAAGUGAGACAGAGAGCGAAGAGAAGAGAGAAUCAGAGAGAGAAGAGAGGAGAGAGAGGGAGAGAGAAGAGAGAGGAAGAGUGAGAGAGGAUAGAGAAAGAGAGAAAGAGAAAGGAAUCAAGAGAGAGAAGAGAAUUAGAGAGCAAAAAGAGAGAGAAGAAGGCGAGAGAGAGAGAGAGAAAGAGAUGAAUUGGACAGAAGAGAGCAAAGCCAAAGUGAGACCAAAGUGA
This is a messenger RNA of Monosiga brevicollis MX1, 1029 nucleotides long. RefSeq lists its product as uncharacterized. Lineage: Eukaryota; Choanoflagellata; Craspedida; Salpingoecidae. The transcript is spliced from 3 exons. Bases 1 to 1029 code for a protein of 342 amino acids. The record is from RefSeq and is a predicted model, not a curated record.